This is a messenger RNA of Paracoccidioides lutzii Pb01, 582 nucleotides long. RefSeq lists its product as hypothetical. The record is from RefSeq and is a predicted model, not a curated record. Bases 1 to 582 code for a protein of 193 amino acids. The transcript is spliced from 3 exons.
AUGGCUGUUAUCUCAAUUUUGAAGCAAUCCCUCCUGCAAAGGAAGCAAGAAUACCUCCAGGGACCAUACUACCAUUUGGCGAGAGGCAAUUGGAGACAAAGAAACAAACAUCCUGUCCCACCUCAUCGAAAUUCUCCUCUAGCGAUGACGGACUCUGCCGCCGGCUUCUUCGACACCAUUUUCAAACCCAGCCUAGAAGAUGCGAUUCCCAAAAUACAUAAUCCACUCCCCCAGGCAAAUCAGGCAGAGCCAUGGGUUGAACUGUAUGCAGAAACCGACGAAUCAUUGAAAAGAAGAUUCUCAACACACAACGAAGUAUCAGAAUCCGGGCCCGUUACUUCGCCAGAAAAGUCUAUGGUAUUAAAACGGAAACUUCUGCCUACCAUUCCUCGUAGGAAUUUCUAUGCCCAACUUGAGCAGUGGUGGGCGUCGAGACCUCUUCGGGAAUCUCUUUCUGAGGUCACUGGAAGCAAUUUGCCGGGAUUUACGGCAGGACAAAGCAGACAGCCAAGGUUCUCCCGCAAUUCUCUCCCUGCUGACAAGCCUAAGGGGACGCACAUUACGGCAAUUGGCGACGCAUAG